Glossina fuscipes is the source of this 974-nucleotide messenger RNA. RefSeq names its product proteasome subunit beta type-5 (gene Prosbeta5). Gene Ontology annotation, molecular function: threonine-type endopeptidase activity. The transcript has a single exon. NCBI's taxonomy places the organism in Eukaryota, Metazoa, Arthropoda, Insecta, Diptera, Glossinidae. Gene Ontology annotation, cellular component: proteasome core complex. The record is from RefSeq and is a predicted model, not a curated record. Bases 79 to 918 code for a protein of 279 amino acids.
AGGUUUUGCUUUAUUCAUAAAGCGAGAGGAACUUUGAUUAAUUUUUAUUUUUCAAGUGAAUAAAACAAUAAUUAAAACAUGGCUUUGGCUGAAAUUUGUAAAAUUUCCGAUGCUCCUUAUAUGAAAACGCGCGAAAACAUAGCUGACUUAGAUCGUGAUUGUCAGCAAUACGCGUGUAAUCUAUUAGAUCCGUAUAUGCUGUCAGCGCCGCCAUAUGAAGAUCCUUUAAAAAAUUUGCAAAAUAUCGUGAUCGAUGGUGUCAAAUCGGGAAUACAAAUGCAUUUUGAUCAUGGCACUACCACUUUGGGCUUUAAAUAUCAGGGAGGCGUUAUAUUGGCGGUAGAUUCACGUGCUACUGGUGGCCAGUUUAUAGGAUCACAAACUAUGAAAAAGAUAGUAGAAAUUAAUCAAUAUAUGUUGGGCACAUUGGCUGGUGGCGCGGCUGACUGUGUAUAUUGGGAUCGUGUUUUGGCCAAGGAGUGUCGUUUGCAUGAGCUACGCAAUAAGGAGAGAAUUUCAGUGGCUGCAGCUAGUAAAAUAAUGGCCAAUAUUGCUCAUGAGUACAAAGGAAUGGGGCUAAGUAUGGGUAUGAUGUUGGCUGGUUAUGAUAAGCGUGGUCCAGGCCUUUAUUAUGUCGACUCGGACGCGUCACGAUCUCCAGGCAAUGUUUUUUCAGUGGGCAGCGGCUCGGUUUAUGCCUUUGGUGUUCUAGAUUCUGGUUAUCGUUGGGAUUUGAAAGACGAUGAAGCUCAAGAAUUGGGUCGUCGCGCUAUUUACAAUGCCACUUUCCGCGACGCUUAUUCAGGCGGCAUUGUUCGUGUCUAUCAUAUGACAGCGGAUGGUUGGGUGAAUGUCUCCAAUACAGAUUGCAUGGAUUUGCAUUACAAAUACGAGCAGGAAAAAAAAAAUAGUAAAUAAACGACAUCUUUGGAGAUUUCUUCAUUACAAUAAUAGAAAAAGAUUUUCAAAAACUU